AUGGGUAAACGCUCGACUUUUGAUGAUUCAGACGAGGAGGAACCAUCUCUAGAGAAAAGGCAACAAGAAGCUCCUCAGCCCAUAGUGGGACAAGCACCCGCUAGUCAAUUGACGAGGGCGCACGCAGAAGGGUCGAGGAAGAGGACACUCUCAGUCCAAGCCGCGGCCCAUCAAAAGAGAAAACGAGGGACACCUGAGGUGGUAGAGGUCGACCCUUUGUCGUACAGCUUGCCCUCAAUCCACGAAAUGUGCUCCGUCGACGAACUAUUGAAGGAGGGGUACGAAGAUCAAGGGCAAGAAGCGGGUCACUUCGAGAGUAUACCUAAGGGUCAUGCCCUACUGACGUUAGACCCCCCGCGGGUCGAAUGUGCAGAUGUGCCGACCUCAGAUAUGCCCCAACUGGAGGAUGGCAUGAAGCAAGCAAUUGGCUCCUUCGUGACUGUGUGCAUGAACCUGGUGCGACAGCUAGCCUCGGCUAGGAGGAAAGCCAGCACUAAAACAUCUAAAGCAAGGGAUGCCGAGGCGCGGCUCCAGGUCUUAGUGGAAGAGAAGAGGCGGCUGAAGGAGGACCUCUCAACGAUGAAGGGGCAAUUGGAGGGUGAGGCGGCGGCCCACAACCUUCAGAUCGAGAACCUUCGGGCGACGACCAUUCCCAAGUCCGACUUGGACAAGUACAUCCUCGCGGGGGUGCAGAGGUACUUGGUGUCAUCUGAGUUUGCCCUCGGUAUCAACGACGUCAUGGACCCCGCGAUGGAAACAGGAGCUAGGAAGGUCGUCUUGGAGAUAGAGGCGGCCCGAAGGAAUGACGAGGACAUCCAACCAAUCCUCGACAAGUAUGCCGACAGGGUGAUGAAAGGAAGGACGUCCGCGGUAAGGCUGCGGUGCAAGGCGCGAAAUCGCGAUAUGAAUUUUGUCUUGCUUCCCGUAAUGCAGCAGAUUACCAAGGCCUGCCCCUCCGUCUCCAAGCUCGAGGACAUUGAUGGUAUUCCUGGUAGCCCUUCGUUUGUCUUUCAGAUGCCGAGGGGAAUCCAAACGCCCCCGGGGACACCGCCAGGGCCGGAUGAGGAGCCGGAGGCGGGGAAGGACGUGGCUUCGGGCUUACCCAAUCCACUCGAGGGAACCUCUGAAGACGUACCUGCAACCCCGGGUAAAUGGGAAACAUCCGGAAUCCCCUGGAUCGACCUACAGCUACCCGACCCCCAUUUUGAUGCGACAGCCUUUCCCCUUUAUGCGGCCGUUGGGGGGGCUUUGGUGGAUCCGCCUCCCGACCGAAGUCGAGGGAGGCUGUCCGGUUUGGAGGGCCAGCUGGGAGAGGCUUUGGAGGCAUACAGGGCAUCGGAAUUGUGCGAGGCCCGCAGGGCCGUUAUAGAGGCGAAGUCCGAGAAUGAUCGGUUGGACAAGUUCUGGAGGGACACGGAGGCCUAUUGGGAAGGCCGCCUAAAGAACUCCAUACAGUUUGAGAUGUUAGCCAACAAUCGUCUUUGGAAGUUUGAGGCUAAGAUCCGAAAGAAAAAGAAGGACGACGGUUUGCCUGAGCCCGACCCCGAGGACUUUAUUCCCCGCAACUAUUUCGAGAGUGUUUUGGUACAUCUCCGGAAGGCUUACCCCCUAGUUGCCGUAAGGUGGGAUCGGUCCUCUGACAAAAUAGAGUCCCUUCAGGCGUACGCUGGUCAGCUUCGGACAGCAUUGGAAAGCGCAAUUUUUUUUAUUGUGGAAACAGGAAAGGAGUAUGAUUUCGGGGCGCCCGACCCCUGCCCCGCAAUGCGAGAUGAUCCCGCUUCCCCCACUCGCGAGGCCGAGCGUCUGAUAUAUGAAAACGACGCCCUGUUUCAUGAAUUAGGUCAAGGGUCACAAUAG
Molecule: messenger RNA, 1857 nt
Organism: Oldenlandia corymbosa var. corymbosa
Lineage: Eukaryota; Viridiplantae; Streptophyta; Magnoliopsida; Gentianales; Rubiaceae
Source: the annotation of a GenBank genome assembly